Messenger RNA from Temnothorax curvispinosus, 2621 nucleotides. It is a transcript of the gene Mfe2, whose product is annotated as peroxisomal multifunctional enzyme type 2-like. Lineage: Eukaryota; Metazoa; Arthropoda; Insecta; Hymenoptera; Formicidae. Gene Ontology annotation, cellular component: cytosol. Gene Ontology annotation, molecular function: oxidoreductase activity. The record is from RefSeq and is a predicted model, not a curated record. The coding region runs from base 176 to 2341 and encodes 721 amino acids. The transcript is spliced from 17 exons.
UACGGACACGGAGACGGCGCGGUGCAUCUCGCCGCGCGACACACCGCUCCAUACUCCGCCUUUACUUACAUUGUAUUCCUUGUCAAGGGAUUUCAACAAUUUUUCGAGACGUUUGGAAGCGCGAAAGUUGACCCGUGGCUUACAACGCGCUCCAAAGGUUUGAAACUUUUGAAAGAUGCAAGAAAUACGCUUCGUCGGCCGAGUGGUUGUGGUGACGGGAGCAGGCGCAGGGUUGGGACGUGCCUAUGCAUUGCUGUUUGCAUCCAGGGGUGCUAGCGUUGUUGUAAAUGAUUUAGGAAGCAACAGACAUGGCGAUGGAAGCAGCAGCAAGAGUGCGGAUACUGUGGUCCAGGAAAUUCGACGAAAUGGAGGCAAAGCUGUCGCGAAUUACGAUUCUGUGUUGGAUGGUGCAAAAAUUAUUAAGACUGCAAUCGACGCAUUUGGCCGUAUUGACGUGGUCGUUAAUAAUGCCGGUAUCCUGCGGGACGUGUCAUUUGCGAAGAUGACGGAUGCUCAAUGGGACAUCAUACACGACGUCCAUCUGAAAGGUGCAAUGAAAACGACGCAAGCGGCGUGGCCGUACUUUAUUAAGCAGAAUUACGGCCGUGUAAUUUUUACAUCGAGCAACAGCGGUGUGUAUGGAAACUUUGGCCAAUCUAAUUACAGCUCGGCAAAACUGGGUCUCGUAGGAUUAGCAAACACAUUGGCCAUUGAAGGCGAAAGGAAGAAUAUUUACACCAACGUUAUAGUACCCACAGCUGGCUCACGUUUAACAGAAGAUAUUAUUCCACCGGAUUUCUUUGAGCAGUUGAAGCCUGAAUUGAUAGCACCUGUGGUCUUUUGGUUGUGCCACGAAGAUUGUACAGAAAAUGGUUCGAUAAUUGAAGCGGCAUUAGGUUGGGCUGGCAAAUGUCACAUAAUUCGUUCUUCGGGUUGCGUCUUGCGGCAAAAUUUAUCGGACGAUCUUACGCCGGAAAAUGUACGAGAAAAUUGGUCGAAAGUAAUAGACAUGACAUCGGCAAAGCGACUCACGUCGAUCCAGGAAGCGACAGGAGAACUGUUAGGCAUUCUUGAGAACAUGAAAAGCGGUGCUCCUUCAAAAGAAGUAGACCAUGUCAUGAGGAGCACGUAUAAUAAUCGCGAUAUUAUACUGUACGCGCUUGGAGUUGGAGCUACAGUUCAGGAACCGACUGAUAUUCGUUAUUUGUAUGAGAAUGCCGAUGAGUUUGCCGUUUUACCUACUUUCUACGUUUUGUUUGGUCCUGUAGGAUGCAUGAACUCGUCUAUCUUGCAAGACGCUCUUCCAUUUACGCAAGUUAAUCCAACACAAAUACUUCAUGGCGAGCAAUAUCUAGAAGUUUUCAAACAAUUACCUACGGAAGCUACGGUGGAGACACGCUUUAAAGUUCAGGAUAUUUUGGAUAAAGAAACAGGCGCCGUUGUUUUAGUUCAACAUGAUACCUACGAUGUGGCAAAUGAAGAGAAGCUAUCGACCGGCCAGAUAUCUAUAUUUAUCGUUGGCAUAGGUGGCUUUAAAGGAAAACGAACAUCGACAUUUACCAUUCCAAUCGUUAAUCCUCCCACUCGAAAUCCAGAUGUAACAGUUACGCAACAGACUAGUGUUGACCAGGCUGCUUUGUACAGAUUGAGUGGAGAUCUUAAUCCUUUGCAUAUUGAUCCUAAUGUCGCCGCGAUGGCGGGAUUCGAAAGGCCGAUACUGCAUGGACUGUGCUCCUUGGGAUUCUCUACCCGUCACGUUCUUCAGACGUAUGCUGCUGGAGAUCCACGUUUAUUUAAAUCCAUUAAGGUGAGAUUUGCAAAGCCGGUUUUACCAGGUCAGACCCUACGUACUGAUAUGUGGCGCAACGGUAACAGAAUACACUUCCAAACAUCUGUCCUCGGGACUGAAAAACCGGUUGUUACAGGUGCUUACAUUGAUCUAUUGGAAGUCAAAAUGGGAGUGCCGCGAGCAAAUCCGUGUUCCGGAAAGACAGAUCUGCAGAGCGAUGCUAUAUUUGCAGCUAUCAGCGAACAAGUGAAACAGAAUCAAGAUCAAGCUAAGAAAGUUAAUGCAGUCUUUCUUUACAAUAUUACCAUCGACGGGAAACAAUUAUCAGAAUGGACUCUCGAUUUGAAGAACGGUGAAGUGCAUAAGGGAAAGCCUAAAUCUGGGAAAGCAGACGCGACGCUAACUGUGGAAGAUAAAGAUAUGGUUGAAAUCGCACUGGGAAAAUUGAAUCCACAGUUGGCAUUUAUGCGUGGGAAAUUAAAAAUAACCGGGAAUAUUAUGCUCACGCAAAAACUUAAGAGUCUUAUGGAAACUUCUAAAGCAAAGUUGUGAUUUGUUUAUAUUGUUAUCAUGAUUCUUCUAAGCGAAUAACAUAAUUUGCGUAAUUAAAAAGAGCGCAAUAAAUUACGAAAUUACAUGAAACCUAACUGGAAGUAUUAUAGGCUGGGGAUAUACAUAUUCGUACAUAUAUAUAUAUAUAUAUAUUGUUAUUGUUUGUUCCAAUAAAAAGGCAUUUCUUUUAUAAGGAAUUUGUUACUGUUUGGGGAAAAUCUUAAUUGAUUUUAUAUAUCUGUAUUGUAAUACAUUUAUAAUAAAGUUAUUGAUUGAAGAA